GGUGGCGCCCAGGGAUUUGGUUUGGCGAAGCCUCACAUGUCAUUCCCUUUGCAUCAAUCAACGCACACCGACCGAAUAAAUGGAAAAGUAGAAACACAGAGCAAAAGGAUCACAGCGAAGAUUCAAGAACACCCACCUGAAAACAAAUUUGGUUUCAACUUUUCUCCACUGAUCACCAUCUUCAAUUGCCUCUCUUCCCCGCAAACCCUCUUCUUAUUUUCACUCGUUUCAGACCAAAAUUUGGUGUAAAUUGCAACUCUUAUGAUUUACAUUUCCAUUUUCUGUACCCAUGGAAGUUUCUGCUACAAAAAGAAGGCUCCUCAAAGUCAUCUUCCUCGGUGACAGUGGAGUCGGGAAAACCUCUUUGAUGAAUCGAUAUGUGUAUAAGAAGUUCUGUCUACAGUAUAAAGCAACGAUUGGUGCUGACUUUAUGACAAAGGAGCUACAAAUUGAUGACCAGCUUGUCACAUUGCAAGUUUGGGAUACAGCAGGGCAGGAAAGGUUUCAGAGUCUAGGGGCUGCAUUUUACAGAGGAGCAGAUUGCUGUGUUUUUGUCUAUGAUGUGAAUGUGGUCAAAUCAUUUGAAUCACUCAGCAGUUGGCAUGAGGAGUUUCUCAAGCAGGCAGGGCCAGCUGAUCCAAAAGCAUUCCCGUUCCUAUUACUCGGGAACAAGAUCGAUGUAGACAAUGGAUGCAGCCGAGCUGUCUCAGAGAAAAGGGCCAGACAAUGGUGUAAUUCCAGGGGAAACAUGCCAUACUUUGAGACCUCAGCAAAAGAGGAUUAUAAUGUCAAUGAAGCAUUUCUAUGCAUUGCAAAAGCUGCAUUAACCAAUGAAGAAGAGCAGGACCAUUACUUUGAAAGUAUCUCAGACUCUGUUUCAGAAGUGGAGGCAGGAGGCGGCGGAGGAGGCGGAGGAGGAGGAGGCUGUGCUUGUUAAUAUCUCUCUCCUGAAACUCAACGACCUUAACAUGAACUCUUUGAUUGAUUGGAGGUUUCCUGGUAUUAUAAAAUGUUACUUAUUCUUUGAGCUGUUCAUUCCAUUUUAUGUAAAUUAUUAUUUAUCCUGAUUAGAUCAGGUGUUUUCUCAUUUUCCUUUUGUUGUGAACUUCUGAAAACAGUUGAAUAAAGUUUGUAAAGAACCAAUAAUGUGCACUGGUCGUAACGCACCCGGUCGUAUCAAGUAAGACUAAUCUUAUUCGUUUUGAUCAUAUUAA
Cucurbita moschata (crookneck pumpkin) is the source of this 1214-nucleotide messenger RNA. Its product is annotated as ras-related protein RABG3a-like. NCBI's taxonomy places the organism in Eukaryota, Viridiplantae, Streptophyta, Magnoliopsida, Cucurbitales, Cucurbitaceae. The record is from RefSeq and is a predicted model, not a curated record. The transcript is spliced from 7 exons. The coding region runs from base 290 to 937 and encodes 215 amino acids. Gene Ontology annotation, molecular function: GTPase activity; GTP binding. Gene Ontology annotation, cellular component: vacuolar membrane.